Molecule: messenger RNA, 1525 nt
Organism: Geodia barretti
Lineage: Eukaryota; Metazoa; Porifera; Demospongiae; Tetractinellida; Geodiidae
Source: the annotation of a GenBank genome assembly
CCCUCCGUUAGCAGCGGCUGGUCCUGUUCCGCCAUCUUGUGUCUCCGUUACCAUGACAAUUAACAGGCAAGGCUAAUUUUUCAUCCCGAUCGACGAAAUAUUUAACGGCCGCGUAUUUUUUACCGGGAAGAGACCGUGACAAGAUGUCCGGAGCGGCUGCGAGGAUAUUUAGGCCAGUGGUGGCCAGCUGGAACUGGCUACGUAUGGCCUGGGCGACGCAACCAGUUCUGUUCGUGUCUGGAGCCAUGGCAAUAGCUGGCCCACUAUGGGUGCUGGUGAGACCAGGGACCAAAGUGUACCUGCGAGAGAUAGAAACAUGGCCGUCACACUACCGAGGUAGGUUCACAAUCCCUCUGUGUCUCGAAGAAAGAAGGACAAGAGCAAAAUGGACGACUACUAGCAGUCGUAGGAGAAUGUAUGUUAUUGUGAAUGUGUGUGUGUGUGUCAUGGCUGGCCGGAGACUGCAGCUAGUGCCUGCAGGUGCUCCAGAGCUGGUCCGCGGUGACCAGAAAGACAGGUUCUAUUCCAGCUACCUCGGUUCCCUGGUGACAGACGUCAUUCAUCACCUUCUGCCCCUUCGUUACGUGCUUCGUUGGGAGCGGGAGUUUCAACUAAUUGCCGAGGUGUGGUACUAUGGACUGACUACAGUGUGUGGAAACCAGACUCUUGGGGAAGAGUAUUGCAACAUCGUCCAAGUGGCACCGGGAACGAGACGGAGCACCUCGCAACACACGCAUUUUGCAGUGCCAGGUUUUCUCCGGCGAACGACGUCCGUGUUACUCCAGGUUCUUGGACCGUACGUCCUCGAGAAGACACUAGGAUGGCUGGGGCAGAGGGUGAGGGACAGAAACUUAUCGCUGAGUUUGAGCCACCGGCAGUACGGACUGCUUGAGACUGCUCUUGACUGUGCAGAGGAUUUGGCCUCUCUGGUGCACCUACUCCAUUUGGGUCUGUUUUAUAUCAGAGGGCUUUUUCAUCUACUCGGGAAAAGACUGACAGGAAUUAAAUACCUCGUGGUUAGUUAUGAACCGCUAGAAAAUGACCAAUUAGUGCGGCAGGGGGCCUACAGAUUACUGGGCUGGCUGGUGCUCUGCCAACUUGCAGUAAAAUUACUUGUGUUGGUCAGGAAACUUUACCGAUUGUGGAAAGGUUGUGGACAAGCAAGGGAGGAAUUGGGAGGGAGUGGGAUAAGAGUAUUGUCAGAGCCAAGGGAGAGGACCGAGAGGAGAGUAAGACUCAAGUGUCCUCUGUGUCUUGAGCCUUGUCGCAGCGUGACGGCCACGCGGUGUGGCCAUUUGUUCUGCUGGCAGUGUGUGGCAGAGUGGGUCAGGGACCGCCGAGAGUGCCCUGUCUGUAGAGCCACUGUGGAGCCACAAACACUCGUCGCUUUGCAACACUUUGCAGUUUGAUGGGAUCACUGUGGAAUUAGAAUUCUGUUGUUGUAUUUUCUUCAGAUCUUCAAAAGUGGCAAAUUGCAGAUGAUAUUUUGUUGGUGCAACACCUGUGCGUGGUGCAGAUGGUGUAA